GGUGUGAGGAUUGCGGUAAAAGCCUUAUAGGAGAAUGCAAACUCCACGGACCACUCAUCAGGGCUAAAGAUAGGGUUAUUCCUAGCCGAGCCCGUCUCACCCUACCUCAUUACCUCACUUUGCGAGUGUUGGAGCUGCGAGCUGGAAACCAGCAGAUCCUUGGAGUAUUUGCAAAGAAAGUAAUACAGAAGAGAACACAGUUUGGUCCUUAUGUUGGUCAACUGUCUACAAAACUGACCUGCUAUGAUGAGAGCAGGCUAGUCCUGCAGGUAUUGAAAGAUGGAGGGAAGUACUUUCUGGACACUCCCAAUGAAGACUGUGGAAACUGGAUGAUGUUUGUCCGGCUAGCCCAGAACCAAGAAGAACAGACCCUUGUGGCUUAUCAGCACUGUGGAGAAGUCUACUUCACAACUGUUAAGCCAAUUGAACCCCACACUGAAUUGAAAGUAUGGUAUGCUGCCGAUUAUGCCAAAUUUAUGGAAGCUUCUGCAAUCUUCAUUAAAGAAGAAUCCGAUGUCUGUCCUUUGCCACCAGUAGCAGCACUCGGCCACUCAUUCUCCACAGAAGUCUCACCAGUGUGGCUACUGUGAAAAGACCUUUCACAGAAAAGACCAUCUAAAGAAUCACCUUCAGACUCAUGACCCUAACAAAAUGGCCUUCAAGUGUGAAGAGUGUGGCAAGAAGUACAACACCAAGCUAGGCUAUAA
Molecule: messenger RNA, 707 nt
Organism: Leptosomus discolor (cuckoo roller)
Lineage: Eukaryota; Metazoa; Chordata; Aves; Leptosomiformes; Leptosomidae
Source: RefSeq, a predicted model, not a curated record